Molecule: messenger RNA, 292 nt
Organism: Hymenoscyphus albidus
Lineage: Eukaryota; Fungi; Ascomycota; Leotiomycetes; Helotiales; Helotiaceae
Source: the annotation of a GenBank genome assembly
AUGCCGAGCCACCACAGCCAUAAGAAAGGCCAUGCCAGCGGCAGCAAAAAAGAGUAAGACCCCAUCGUCUUGUAUAGAGCAAGGGAAAAUAACCGAGUUGAAUUGCAGUAAAUCAUCUUCCAGAAAAAAAGCUGCACCAGACAACACCAAUGACAACAAUGAUGCCACGGCUCAACAACAAUCUAGUGAAGGCAUUCAGCUUGGAAGAUGGGCAUACGAAGUCUCACACGACAACCUCACAUUUGCUGAGAGACUUGAGAAGUCAGCGUGGGAAGAUACACAGAAGCGUUGA